ACAAGGGAGGAGGCAGGUCGUGAACGGCAAUGCGCGCUCACGAUAAACUCGCCUGACGCCUUCAUACGGGAACUACUACGAACUCGCUCUCCAACAUGGCGGCGUCAGCUAAGAAGAAGAAUAAGAAGGGGAAGACCCUCACUCUGACUGACUUCCUGGCAGAGGACAGUGGAGGCAGCGGUCCAGCCCCCAGCUACCCAACCAAGUCCACUAGCUGGGCUGAUGAGACUGAUGACCUGGAUGGAGAUGUCUCGACUUCGUGGCACACGGAGGAGGAUACAUACCGGGCGCCGCCGAUUGACCGCUCCAUCCUGCCCACAGCACCCCGCUCAGCCCGUGAACCCAAUAUCGACCGGUCCCGACUGCCCCGCAGCCCGCCUUACACGGCCUUCCUGGGCAACCUGCCCUAUGAUGUCACUGAGGAAUCGAUCAAAGACUUCUUCCGCGGCUUGGCAAUCAGUGCAGUGCGUCUGCCUCGAGAGCCCAGUAACCCAGAGAGGCUGAAGGGCUUUGGUUAUGCUGAAUUUGACGAUGUGGAAUCCCUCCUGAGGGCUUUAAGUCUCAAUGAGGAGAAUCUGGGCAACCGAAGGAUCCGUGUGGAUAUUGCAGACCAGUCUAAUGAUAAAGAGAGAGAUGGUGGACUCAUGGGAGGCCGUGACAGGGGUGGACGGAUGGCAGACAUGGGCCCUGACAAGACAGACAGCGACUGGAGGGCUCGGCCCAGUGCAGACGCUGAUGAUGGACCUCCCAGAAGAGAUGAUGCCUUUGGAGAGAGAUCUCGAGACCGUUAUGAGUCAGAUCGUUACAGAGAUGGUCCACGGCGGGACAAUGACCGUUAUGACGGUGGAAGAGACCGCUACCGGGAUCGCUAUGAUGACAGAGACCGCAGAGACUACGAUAGAGGAGGUUUUGACUCUCGUGGUGGAGGAGGUCGUCGUGCCUUUGGCAGCGGCUUCCGCCGUGAUUACGAUGACAGUCGGGGUAGCAAUGACCGUUAUGGUGACAGGGAUCGUUAUGGCGACCGUGACGGUGACCGGUAUGAACGGCGCGAUGACAGGCGUGAGGAGAGAGCUCCCCAGCAGAGACCCAAGUUGAACCUGAAGCCCCGUAGCGUGCCCAAGGAGGAAGAAGGUAGUGGUGGUGGUGGUGGUUCUUCCGCAGGUGCAGCUCCGACCUCCGGCAGCAGGGCCUCAUCCAUCUUUGGUGGUGCUAAGCCAGUUGACACAGCAGCCAAGGAGAGGGAGGUAGAGGAGAGGCUGAAGAAAGAGGAAGAGAGGCUGCAGAGGCAACUGGAGGAAGACAAGGGUCGAGGACCCGACAGAAAGAUGCGAGACAGGGACCCAAGCUGGCGCAAUGAGGAAUCUCAUACUGAGCGAUCUCGCACAGGAAGUGAGUCUUCACAGCAAGGAAGCACUUCUGGAAGAGCUUCACGGUGUCGAGAUAGCGAGCGCUCUGGGGAGAAUGAGGUUUUCAGUGGGAGAGAAGAUGAACCCUCAUCCCCUGGGGCCUCCCCACGGCCUCCCUCCUCCAAGGAGCCGCUGAAGGUGAUGCCUGCGCCUCCUCCCAAGGAGAACGCCUGGGCCAAGAGAAGUGCGGUCAGCACAAGCUCUAGCGAGGGUGAUAGGCGACCCCCAGUCUCCCCCGUCUCCCCAAGUGGUUCAGCUCCUCCUAAGCUCAGCUCCUCAAGUUCUGCAGAUGAAAGAGGAUCUGGAAAGGAUGAGAACAAGGCUGACGGUGUGCGUCGGGACCGGGGGCCCCCACGGGCAAGAGGGGGGCCUGCAGGGCCUGGAGCAGGGCGGGGCCGAGGAGAGGGUCCCAACAGAGACCGAAGAAAGGAGGCAGACAGAAAGGAUAACAGAAGAGACCGAGACUCCAGACCACCACCAGAGCCAAAGAAAUACGAAGAAACCCCAACCCCCAAGUUCAGCUCAGCCAGUAAAUACGCCGCUUUGCUAAUGGAUGGAGACCAAGGAGACGACGCUGAGGAUGUCGAAUAGAAAGAAAAUAACAAGAAAAGGCCCAAGAGCGCAAGAAGAGGAGAAAAAUGAUGAACGCAGAAAAAAAUAAUCUCACAUACAUAGCUUAUGAAAAAUCUCCUCACAUGGAAGAGGCUCCUGGGAGGACAUCACUCCCACCCUCCCUCCUUUCCUUCUUCAAACCUGUCCUUUACUUUCAAACUUCCCACCCAUCCUCCUUCCCCUGCCCCACCUUCAGGACUUUUCAGGUUCUAAAGAAUAAUAGUCACAUACUGGACUUGUUUUAAAUGGAAAAAAGGAGUAGCUGACACAUGGAAAAGUGAUGAUAACAUUGAAUUAAUUGUAAUAAAUAAAUGGAAAAAGUGAGGAAAAAAAAUGAAUUUGUAUAUUUGUGCAUCACAGUUGUGGUAAGAUUGGAUCUGAUGACAGAAGAUGUACUUACUAAAUUUUAUCAAUCUUUGACUUAUUAACUUGCAUAAUUAAUAGUUAAAAUACACCAUGUCAAUUCAUUAUAAGCCAUUUUAUUAGUAAUUUUAUAAUACCAAUUCUUAAGCAAAUUUGUUCUUUAAAAAUUGGUCAAGAAUCCUGUCUUCCAGUACUAGUCACAGAUGCUGAAACUGGGUACUGAUUUAAAAACAUUUUUCCAUCAUGUAUGCACCAUUCAACAAAUCAUUGAUUGAAUUUGUUCUGAACUGGACUGAGUAUUACUAUAUUACAUCCAGUGACUGUAAUUCAUACGAGGUACAGUGUUGCAGGAGAGACUUGUAUGUCAAAGAGAAAUGCAGCCGUCACAUGAUUCUCACUCUUGAGAAUCAAUCAAGUGCCAUUACUGUUAUUCCCAAUCAUUGUAUAGAUGUCUCUCUAUUUCCACACCUUCUGAUGAAAUAAUCAUAUCAAUUAAAGGCUCAUAUGGUCUCAUUUCCAGCCAUCCUAAGAGUCUCCACAGCUGUCUAAAUCAUUCACUCUUCCUGAAGGGAGGAAUACAAAUAUUUGGGGAAAGUCUGGAGUUGCUAAUGGUAGGUUGUGAAGAUUUUCAUGACAUAAGAAUUUGUCUUCCAAUUUGCAAUAAAUUGGGGUCAUUAUGUA
Molecule: messenger RNA, 3062 nt
Organism: Thunnus maccoyii (southern bluefin tuna)
Lineage: Eukaryota; Metazoa; Chordata; Actinopteri; Scombriformes; Scombridae
Gene: eif4ba
Product: eukaryotic translation initiation factor 4Ba
Exons: 15
Coding region: 96-1997 (633 amino acids)
Molecular function (GO): RNA binding
Source: RefSeq, a predicted model, not a curated record